GGAGUGAGAGCCAGCCAAAUGCAAAGCCGCGCAUGUCUUUUCGCCUUGGCUGCCUUCACGGGCGCUUUGCGGUUGGCGCUUUCUGGGGCGCAGGGGGAGGCCCCGAGAAAGCCUAGGCCUUGCCGAGCUGCGCGUUUUCAAUUCUACUUUGUUGAUUGAUGCUGGCAAAUAGAUGUGUGAUAGGAGGUUGGAGCAGAUUGCGCGUGGAGCUGGCAAAAGAGAAGGCCCGUCGAAGGGCAAUGCUAUGGAACUUCCUUGGUGGCAGCUGGAGGAGGAAGCUGAGCGCUUGAUGGCGCCACGAAUGCCGUUUCGUGUUGAGCAAGUUUCCCCGCCGCCUGUCAAGAAGUUGGGGUAUGCGCUGCUUGAUGCAAGGACGUCCAGAGGGGAUGUCAUCAACGUGAAAGGCAACGACAAGUACGUUGUCAGCAAGGUCCGCUUUUUGUACGACUUGGUGGGUGGCAGAUACCGCCUUCGGAGCAAAGUUCUGGAGGUCCAAACUCCCAGACGCUACAAAAUCAAUGAGCAGCUUGCUGACCUUGUGCCUCACGAGCGACAAUGAUACAACGUGAUAUAGCAGAGCGAGUGCAAGGCAUUCAUUCACUUCAAGUGAUCUUGUGUUGUAAGCCAAACGGCCGUCCGAAUUUUCCAGCCCCUGCGGCUUGUUGCUGCCUGGUGGCCCCAGUCAGCAGACCCGGCCAAUGAAUGACGAGCACGCUGCAUGAUUGCAAUCUAGCUCUUCGCAG
This is a messenger RNA of Effrenium voratum, 743 nucleotides long. The record is from the annotation of a GenBank genome assembly. Lineage: Eukaryota; Dinophyceae; Suessiales; Symbiodiniaceae.